Messenger RNA from Plectropomus leopardus (leopard coralgrouper), 1613 nucleotides. Its product is annotated as potassium channel subfamily K member 15-like. Lineage: Eukaryota; Metazoa; Chordata; Actinopteri; Perciformes; Serranidae. Gene Ontology annotation, cellular component: plasma membrane. Gene Ontology annotation, molecular function: outward rectifier potassium channel activity; potassium ion leak channel activity. The record is from RefSeq and is a predicted model, not a curated record. Gene Ontology annotation, biological process: stabilization of membrane potential; potassium ion transmembrane transport.
AAGUACACUAACAUCCUGUGGAAAGGCAGUGUGCUGCCAGCUGCUGAGCUCAGCAGGCUAAAGGGGCCUCAACACAUCACCAAAGAUGGAUGAAGAUGAUGAAACAAGCUCCCGUGUCCUCCGUGUGCCUGUGAGCAGCAGCACCCUCCCUCCCUGCGCUCCGCGCGCACUCCGGAGUUGAGGAUGAGGACGCAGGACAUCAGGACCCUGUCUCUCAUCCUCUCUGUUGUUCUCUACCUGCUUAUAGGAGCCGCCGUCUUUGACGCGCUGGAGUCAGACAGCGAGAGUUCAAGGAAAAAGGCGCUGGAGCAGAAGCUGAACGAGUUGAAGAAGAAGUAUGUCUUCACCGAGGAUGACUACCGACAGAUCGAGAGAGUGGUCCUCCUGUCGGAGCCGCACCGCGCCGGGAGCCAGUGGAAGUUCGCCGGCUCUUUUUAUUUUGCAAUCACUGUUAUCACCACAAUUGGUUAUGGCCACGCUGCUCCACGCACUGAUGCUGGCAAGGCCUUCUGUAUGUUUUACGCUCUCCUGGGCAUCCCUCUGACACUGGUCAUGUUCCAGAGCCUGGGUGAGAGGAUCAACACCUUUGUCCGCUACCUCCUGCGCCGAACCAAGCACAGCCUGGGCUUAAGGAAGACAGAGGUGUCCAUGGGGAACAUGGUCCUGGUGGGUAUGUUGUCGUGCAUGAGCACCCUGUGUAUCGGAGCUGCAGCCUUCUCCCAUUUUGAGGACUGGACCUUCUUUAAUGCCUACUACUACUGCUUUAUCACGCUCACCACCAUUGGAUUUGGGGAUUUUGUGGCCCUGCAGACAACAGACGCUCUCCAGAAGCGACCCCCCUAUGUGGCAUUUAGCUUCAUGUACAUUUUGGUCGGGCUGACAGUCAUCGGCGCUUUUCUUAACCUGGUGGUCCUCAGAUUUCUCACAGUCAACACAGAGGAGCCUGACGUGAGGCCUGAGGCAGCAGUAGAGGAGCAGGGAGCGCAGCCUAAGGAUGCACCGGGGGACAGAGAGGUGUCGGAGGCAGAAUCAGAAACUGCUGAUGUUAGCUACAAAGACCGCCAAGAUGGACACAGCAACCUGUGCAACCUGAGUCUUCCCAUGGCGGGAGGCACCAGCUGUAUGAAUCUCCUCCCCUCUCCUGUGGAAGAGCGCAGACUUGUUUCAUCUGAGCACUCAAAUCUCUCUGAACCAAGCAGACUCAGGGCCUUGUUCUCCUUCAUGUGCUGUGGCCUGGACAUUUGCAACAGCCCCUCUCCGCCUCACUGUGACCAGGCGGGUGGGCACAGCAACCCCGUUUUUUACAACUCCAUCUCCUACAGAGUGGACCAGGGCUCCUGCAGCUCCUGCAUCACGUCCUCAGAGGCUUCCCCCAGCAGCGUAGCUCUCUGUAAGAACAAUCUUCUCACCAGGAGGAGGUCGUUAUAACUCUGAAACUGAGUUCGUAGCCUUUGUUUUGGGCUUUUUGUACACACCACAGAACUCUGAUUUUCAUCUUGGUGGAACAAACUGCUCAGUUUCCUUCCUGGUCAUGAAUGUAGCACUACUGCCAGAGAAAAUGUAGCAUUUCAUGAAAACCAGUUACAGUUUAUAAUAUAUUUUUCUACAUUAAA